Molecule: messenger RNA, 2393 nt
Organism: Chelonoidis abingdonii (Abingdon island giant tortoise)
Lineage: Eukaryota; Metazoa; Chordata; Testudines; Testudinidae
Gene: MAP9
Product: microtubule associated protein 9
Biological process (GO): mitotic cytokinesis; mitotic spindle assembly; regulation of mitotic cytokinesis
Cellular component (GO): astral microtubule
Molecular function (GO): microtubule binding
Source: RefSeq, a predicted model, not a curated record
CCUCUCCGGUCAAUGCAGCUGCGACGGCGACGGGAGGAGCCUAGAGCGACCCCCCCUCGGACGGGUCCGCGCGGGCACGGGAUAGGCAGCUACAGGAGGAGAGAUUUGAGUUCGCUGGAGCAGCGAGCUCAGGGCGUGAAAACGAGGAGAACCUGCAUAAGAGUCAUUUCUCCAGAUCUUUUCCCCACCAUGUCUGAUGAAGAUAUUGGCACCACUUUAGCAUAUACCAAGAGCCCCAAGGUCUCCAAAAGAACCACUUUUCAGAAUGAGCUACAAGAAGCAAUUUCUGCUCGUGCAGCAAGACAGCAAACUGUUGAAUACUCAGAUGACUUUGACAGUGAUGAAGAUGAAGAACUUCCUGAAAAUAAUUCAGAUGUUGAAAACACAAAUAAGAAAUCAGUGGCCUUUGAUAUUACCCUCUCAGAUGAUGAGACUACUCAGAAAAAGGCCCUUUUGAAAAGUGAAAUUGCUGAUGACUUGACUUCACUAUUACAUGAAGAGAAACUUCAACAGAUGACAGUUUUGAAAAGCCAAAACUUGAGUGGUGACAGAGAAGAUGAAACAGAAUGUUUAUUCAUUGAAAAAUUAACUUAUCAUGGUAAUGAAGGUGAUCAUUGUAAUGAAUCACAUAUGGCUGUACUGCAAAAUGAAAGAGAAGAAAUUACUCAGCAUGAAUUUGAAAACAAACCAGUACCAAAGCUAAGGGAGCAAAGAAUCAAAAAUAUAUCAUCAGCUGAGAAUGUCAGCAUUUCUGCACUGGAUGAUCAUUAUAAACCAUCACCUCAACCAAGAAGUGUCUUAAGAAAGAGCAGCCAUGUAGAAGACAAAGAUGUUGCCAGAGCAGAAGAUAAGGCUUCUUCUAGUUACAGAUUAUCUUCAUUUUCUGCACCAUCCUCCCUAACUAGGCUGAGUGACAUAAUAACAACAUCUGAGAAAAGGGCACUUGCUGAAAGCCCUAGUCCUGAGGGUCCAUGGCUAACAAGCCCUCCACCACCAUUCCCUAUUCAUUUUCAUUCAGCUGAUGAAAUAUCUGGAGACUCCAGUUUGUUAAUGUGUGGCGAAGGCUCUCCUUCCAAAGGCCAGGAUCAAACAGAAGAUGAUGACUGCAGGGAUUUGAAAUUGGAGAAUAAUGGCAGAAAAUCCCCAUCUGUGAUAGAACUAAUGAUGACUACAGUGUAUGAGAAAACUAAAAAACUACAGAAGUCAAGUGAUUACCAGCUUGAAGAAAAUUUGCAAACAUUGAAAGAGAAAUUCAUUGCUGAUGGCAUAAAGGAAAUGUCACUGAAUGAUAAAUCUGAAGACAUGGCAGAAGUGAGCACUUCAGAGGACUCGGACAAGAAAGAAUUUGAAUAUAAGGAGACACUUUCACAAAAAGUGAGACCUUCAUCAAGCAGGUCUCUGUCCUCUACAUACUUGAAGAAAGCUGGGAAAACCAUCCCUCCAUCUACAACUACAUCUUCUCAAUACUUGGGAACAUUAAAGGUCUUGGACAAUAAACACUUACAAAAAUAUAGUGCUGAGCUUGACAAAGCAGAUAGUCUACGAGCAGCUGUUUAUCAGGAUUGGUUGGAAAAGAAAAGAGUCUUUCUUCUGGAACUGCAGAGAAUUAAAAGGAACAAAGCAGAAAAUUUAAAGAACGCAAAUGAAAAGAAAGAAGCUACUAAGAAAGAAGAAGCAAUUGCAUCUUUUGAAGCCUGGAAGGCAAUGAAAGAAAAAGAAGCAAAAAAGAAACUAGCUGAAAAAAAGAAGCUUGAGGAGUUGAAGAAACAGAGAGCAGCAGAACAGAAUGAAGAGAAGAAAGAAGAAGCUCAAAAGGCAGCAUUUGAAAAAUGGAAAGAAAAGAAAGCAGAAUAUCUAAGAGAGCAAAGUAGAAAGGAAAAACGAGCUGAAAGAAUCAAGAAGAAGAAAGAAGAGGAAGCUAUUGCAGAAAAGAAACGAGACAGCAUCUCUGCCGUUGAUAAAUGGAAUGAGAAAAAGGAAGAAUUUGUAAAACAAAAGAAGACAGAAAAAAUCCAGGAGAAAAGACAGCAAGAAAUAGAACAGGUUAAAAGGGAAGAAAAAGAUAAAAGGGCUAUGGAAGAAUAUGAAAGAUGGCUGGAAGAGCCACCUCUGAAGGGCCAACUCAGCACAGCACAGAACCAGCAAAGGCUAGAAGCAGCACCAGCUGCAAAAGAAAAGAAAGAAAGGAGAGACCAGAUUGAGAAAAAACAAAAGAAGCUCCAGGUUAUCCUUGAGGAUGAAAACCCUCCUCCAUGGAGCCCACCUGGCAAAGCUGUGUCCUCAAGGAACUACUGAGAUGUCCGUUGUCCUUUGUGAGGAAAGUUCAUGUCCGAAGUUCUGACAUUGUCUAAUCAUCAAUAUUUCACAACUGACUUUAAAGUGAAUUGAUACUG